CCCGCGCAGGUGCGGCCGAGCCGGGCCCCCCGGCCCCCCGCUCCCCCCGCGCAGGUGCGGCCGAGCCGGGCCCCCCCUCCCCCCGCCCCCCGUCGGCCGCGGGGCGCGCCUCUCCCGCGGGGAGCGUCCGGAGCCCGCCGUCGGGCGGCCCGCGAGAACCGUCCCCGCGGGGCCGAGCGAGAAUGUGGAGCGGCCGCCCCUCCGCGGACCAGAGCUUCCGCCAUCUCCUGUCGUGCUUCAGGGCGCGGGUGAAAACGUACAUCCAGGUGGAGCCGGUCCUGGACUACCUGAACUUCCUGCCCGAGGAGGUGAAGGAGCAGAUUCAGAGGAAGGCGGCCAACGCCGGGAACCUGCAGGCGGCCGAGCUGCUGCUGAGCACCCUGGAGGAGGGAGCCUGGCCCCCCGGCUGGGCCCGCCAGUUCCUGGUGGCCCUGGAGAGCGCGGGCAGCGUCUUGGCCUCGCGCUACCUGAACCCCGAGCUCGCCGACCUGCCCUCCGCGUCCGCCGAGAACGCCCACGACCAGUGUCUCCAGCUGCUGAACCUCCUGCAGCCCACGCUGGUGGACAGGCUUCUGGUUAAAGACGUCCUGGACAAGUGCGUGGAGAAGAAGCUGCUGACCGAUGAAGACAGAAACCGGAUCUCUGCUGCUGAAAACAAUGGAAAUCAAUCAGGUGUAAGAGAGCUUCUGAAAAGGAUCGUGCAGAAAGAAAACUGGUUUUCUUUAUUUCUGACUGUUCUGAAUCAAACGGAGAACUAUGCCCUUGUCCAAGAGCUAACAGGCACAACUUGCUUUGAAAGCAAAGAAGGGACUGAGAAUUUAUCACAAGAAGAUGGCCCUGAAGUUAAAGCGGCAGCUCUUUUAGCUGUGAGUCAGCCAAGUCCAGAGAAAGAGGGCUGGGACAUGGAGAAUAAUUCACUGGAAUCAUCUUUGCUGGAUUCUUCUGUAGUUUCAGAAUCAGACACAAGUUUGGCAGAAGGAAGUGUCAGCUGCUUAGAUGAAAGUCUUGGACAUAACAGCAACAUGGGCAGUGAUUCAGGCACCAUGGGAAGUGAUUCAGAUGAAGAGAAUGUGGCAGAAAGAGCAUCCCCUGAGCCAGAACUGCAUCUCAGGCCUUACCAAAUGGAAGUCACCCAACCAGCCUUGGAGGGGAAAAAUAUCAUUAUAUGCCUCCCUACAGGGAGUGGGAAAACCAGAGUGGCUGUUUACAUUGCCAAGGAUCACUUGGACAAGAAGAAAAAAGCAUCUGAACCUGGAAAAGUCAUAGUCCUUGUCCAUAAGGUACCACUAGUUGAACAGCUCUUCCGCAAAGAGUUUGAACCAUUUUUGAAGAAAUGGUAUCAUACUAUUGGAUUAAGUGGUGAUACCCAAUUGAAAAUAUCAUUUCCAGAAGUUGUCAAAACCUAUGAUGUUAUCAUCAGUACAGCUCAAAUCCUUGAAAACUCCCUUUUAAACUCAGAAAAAGGAGAAGAUGAUGGUGUCCAAUUUUCAGACUUUACCCUUAUCAUCAUUGACGAAUGUCAUCACACGAACAAAGAAGCAGUCUAUAAUAACAUCAUGAGACGUUACUUGAAACAGAAGUUGAAAAAUAAUAAACUCAAGAAAGAAUACAAACCAGUGAUUCCUCUACCUCAGAUACUAGGACUAACAGCUUCACCAGGUGUUGGAGUAGCCAAAAGGCAAGCUGAAGCCCAGCAACACAUUUUAAAAAUAUGUGCCAAUCUCGAUGCAUGUACCAUUAUAACUGUGAAAGAAAAUAUCAAUCAACUCAAAAGCCAAAUGAAAGAGCCAUGUAAAAAGUUUGCAAUCGCAGAUGACACCAGAGAAGAUCCAUUUAAAGAUAAACUUUUAGAAAUAAUGAACAAGAUUCAAAGUUUUUGCCAAAUGAGUCCAAUGUCAGAUUUUGGAACUCAACCCUAUGAACAAUGGACCAUUCAAAUGGAAAAAAAAGCUGCACGAGAAGGAAAUCGAAAAGACCGUGUUUGUGCAGAGCAUUUGAAGAAGUACAAUGAGGCCCUACAAAUUAAUGAUACAAUUCGAACGAUUGAUGCAUAUAAUCACCUUGAAGCUUUCUAUAAUGAUGAGACAGAGAAGAAGUUUGCAGUCCAAGAAGGUGAUAGUGAUGAGAGUGGUGAGGAUGGUGACGGUGAUGGUGAUGAAGCUGAGGAUGAUGAAAAGAGACCUUUGAGACUGGAUAGGACAGAUAGAUUUCUCAUGGAGUUAUUUUGGGAAAACAAGAGAAUGUUGAAAAAGCUGGCUCAAAACCCAAAACAUGAAAAUGAAAAGCUGGUCAAAUUAAGAAACACCAUAAUGGAACAAUUUACAAGGACUGAGGAACCGGCCCGAGGAAUAAUUUUCACAAAAACACGACAGAGUGCAUUUGCCCUUUCCCAGUGGAUUACUGAAAAUAAAAAAUUUGCAGAGGUAGGAGUCAAAGCCCAUCAUCUAAUUGGAGCUGGACACAGCAGUGAGUUCAAGCCCAUGACACAGAAUGAACAAAAAGAAGUCAUUAGUAAAUUCCGCACAGGAAAAAUAAAUCUGCUUAUCGCUACCACAGUGGCAGAAGAAGGUCUGGAUAUUAAAGAAUGUAAUAUCGUCAUCCGUUAUGGUCUCGUCACUAAUGAAAUAGCCAUGGUCCAGGCCCGUGGUCGAGCCAGAGCUGAUGAGAGCACCUACGUCCUGGUUGCCCACAGUAACUCAGGGGUUAUCGAACGUGAGAUAGUUAAUGAUUUCCGAGAGAAAAUGAUGUAUAAAGCUAUAGACCAUGUUCAAAAUAUGAAUCCAGAGGAGUAUGCUCGUAAGAUUUUGGAACUACAGAUGCAAAGUAUCAUGGAAAAGAAAAUGAAAAUCAAGAGAAGUGUUGCAAAGUGUUACAAGGAAAACCCAUCAUUAAUAAAUUUCCUUUGCAAAAACUGCAGUGUCCUAGCCUGCUCUGGGGAAGAUAUCCACGUUAUUGAGAAGAUGCACCAUGUCAACAUGACACCAGUAUUCAAGGAACUCUACAUUGUGAGAGAAAACAAAGCACUACGAAAGAAGUUUAUAGACUAUCAAACAAAUGGCGAGAUCAUCUGCAAAAUGUGUGGCCAAGCCUGGGGAACGAUGAUGGUGCACAAGGGCUUAGAUUUGCCUUGUCUCAAAAUAAAGAAUUUUGUAGUGAUUUUCAAAAAUAAUACAUCAAAGAAACAAUACAAAAAGUGGGUAGAAUUACCUAUCGCGUUUCCCGAUCUUGACUACUCAGAAUACUGUUUGUUUAGUGAUGAGGAUUGACAUUUGAUUUGAGAGCCUUUAAAGAUAUCAUCAACUUAACAUUUGCUAUGAUCCUGAUUAAUGUUUUUACUAUACUCCAGGACUGAUAUAAUAAAAUCAUUGCUUUACUCUGUGUUGAGCAGCAUAGAGGAAGAUCAUAUAAUAUGCUUUCAAGUAUCUAUCUUGUAGGUGGACAGGGGUAAAGGACACCCACUGGUAAUACUCAUUAGUGUGGAGCGUUAUGGUGCACAGGGAAUGCUGGGCUGUGAAUGAGCACCCAGGAGUAUCACUAUCAGUCCUGUCACCAAUCUGCAAAAUAAAAUUAACCAAAUCAGUUCAUCUUUCUGAACCAGUGUCCUUCUUGGCGAAAUGGCUAUGGUGUUAUUUACCUUUGCUUGCUUUUAUUAGUUUCCUAUUGAUACGUAACAAAUUACCACAAACUUAGUGGCUUAAAACAACAGCCCUUUAUUAUUGCACAUGUUCUGGAGGUCCACUAGUUGUCCACUGGAGAUCACUCUGAGCACUAGGCCUGCGCUCACCAUGUGGCCUGCUCACAGGGCUUUUUUUUUUUUUUUUUUUUUAAGAUUUUAUUUAUUUAUUCAUGAGAGACACAGACAGAGAGAGAGAGGCAGAGACACAGGCAGAGGGAGAGGCAGACUCCAUGCAGGGACUCGAUCCCAGGUCUCCAGGAUCACACCCUGGGCUGAAGGCGGUGCUGCACCGCUGAGCCACCCGGGCUGCUCACAGGGCCUUUUAUAGCAAAGCUAUUUGCUUCUUCAAAGCCAGCAGGAUGAUCUCUCUUGUGCGCUAAGAUAAAAUCUUAACUGCAACCACAGGAGUGAUCAUCUCAUUAUAUUUAUAGGUCCUGCCCACUCUCAAAGUGAGGGGACAUUGAGGGCAUAGACACCAGCAGGCAGAAAUUGUGGAGGUCAUCUUAGAAUUCUACUUCUCACAUCGCUUCUCCAGCUUUUGUAAGUGAUAUAUGUGUACAUAUUGUGUACAUACAUACGAAAGCUCUUUGAAAAAUAUGAAGCACCCUAAAAGGGAAGGUAUUAUGAAGAAGCAGCAACAGGUAGGUUAAGGCUUAUUUUUUAGCUUUCCCUCCAUGAACAUAACACUAUGCUCAAGGAAGAUUACCUGGGGCGAUGGAGAUGUCUAGGGCUCACACAGGAUUUAGCAGGUAACACAUGUUGGAUGUUACUAGAGAACAACAACAACAAAAUAUAUCCAUCUCCACCUGUCCCUAACCCCAGGUAGAAGGGAAACCUCUCUGUGACUAUGACAUUUUCAGUGUUUCUGAACCCAGUAUGACCAUUUGGAGAUGGACACAGGUCCCAACCUGGGAACAUUCUCCCAGGAGACAGGUAGCCUCUUUUUAGCUUGAAAAGCCACAUGAUUGACACAGAGCCACAAUUGACCAUUUUAACCCACACUUAUUCAGAUGAUCUGCUACAUGGAAGGUGUUACCUCUUACACAAGGAGAAAAAGUAUGUUGGAGGAAGUUAAAAUUCUUUCGUGGUUUUGAUGGGUUCAUUAAAUUCAGUCUAACAUUAGCUUUUGUUGAUAAGAACCAAGCAAAGGUGAAUAUUAACCAAUCAGAGCUCUUGGAAUGCAAGAGGACAAAAGAAGAUUGCGAUUUUCUUAAAAUACUUUUAAAAACUCCAGCUGAUUCCAUUUAAAGUAUUGCUGUCUUCUAGAACACUUUGGAAAGUAUGCAGAAAACCAAAUGCAUAAAAUAGCUAAAUGUACUACUGUAACAUAUGUAGACUGUUUUUGAGGUGUCAACAAAUAUCAGGUUUUUUCAUCUGUGUUUUCCAGAAUUUUUUUCAAUAAAGAAGUG
Molecule: messenger RNA, 5085 nt
Organism: Nyctereutes procyonoides (raccoon dog)
Lineage: Eukaryota; Metazoa; Chordata; Mammalia; Carnivora; Canidae
Gene: IFIH1
Product: interferon induced with helicase C domain 1
Exons: 16
Coding region: 183-3266 (1027 amino acids)
Biological process (GO): response to virus; positive regulation of interferon-beta production; innate immune response
Cellular component (GO): cytoplasm
Molecular function (GO): ATP binding; single-stranded RNA binding; double-stranded RNA binding
Source: RefSeq, a predicted model, not a curated record